Molecule: messenger RNA, 4117 nt
Organism: Medioppia subpectinata
Lineage: Eukaryota; Metazoa; Arthropoda; Arachnida; Sarcoptiformes; Oppiidae
Source: the annotation of a GenBank genome assembly
AUGAUUUUUCACGUCAACAAAACGACUACAUAUGAAGACCCGAGAAAAGACUUGGAAGAAGAGCCGCCACCUCUUCCGCGACAGAUAGAACUCAUAAGAGAUGAAAAGCUGAACUUCGGUUUCGUCGCCGGCAGUGAAAAGCCAGUGAUUGUGCGCUUCGUUAAAGAAGGAGGGCCGAGUGAGCACUUACUCCAAGCCGGGGACCAAAUACUCAAGAUUAACGGCGAAGACGUAAUAAGAGCUCCUCGAGAACAUGUCAUUGAACUCGUAAAGUCAUGUAAACACAGCGUAACUCUGACAGUAUGUCAGCCCUACUCUAAUAAUUCCACCCGUAAGUCAGCUCUGCUGACGGCCGCCAAAAAAGCCAAAUUAAAGUCGAAUCCAUCGCGGGUUAGAUUCGCUGAAGGAGUUGUGAUCAACGCUUCGCCACUUUUUUGUCCGAUGUCUGCAUUCGAGUCAUGCGUUCCAUUCAUGCCUAAUGUGUUGAAAGUAUUCCUCGAAAACGGACAGACGAAGACAUUCAAGUACGACAGCUCUACCACUGUUCAGGAUGUCUUAAACUCAUUGUUGGAGAAGCUGUCGAUCAAAUGUGGCGAACAUUUCAGUCUUGUCUGCGAACAUAUCAAAGCUAUGCGAAGAAAUCGGUUAACACUUCUCGACCCGAAAGAGACGCUCACAAAGAUCGCCGCCCGUCCGGGCGCUCAUAACCUGCGGUGUCUGUUUCGAGUGAUGUUUGUCCCGAGCGAAGCAAUGGUACUCUUGGAGAGGGACUCAAUUACGUUUGAAUACCUGUACAGCCAGUGUUGCAAUGAUGUGGUUCAGGAGCGCUUCUCACCGGAGCUCAAAUACGAGAUCGCGUUAAGACUGUCUGCUCUACACUUACUCCAGCACUCGAUUGACAGCAAUUGUAUGCAAAACAAUGGAAAAGUGAAUCUCAAACUCAUUGAAAGGGAAUGCGGUUUAGAAUCGUUCGUUCCGUUCACUCUUCUCGAGUCUAUGAAACGCAAAGAAUUACAUAAAUUACUCAAUCAUUUCCUGAAACUCAACCAACAGUUGUGUCCGACGGGUCAGAAACACUUGAAUUCAAUUCAAGCCAAACUCCAUUACCUGAAGAUAAUGAGUGAAUUGCCCUCUUAUGGCGCGAAGAUCUUCUCACUCAACAUCAGAGAUAUGACCACAGAAUCGGGUCUUUUAGUGAGCCCUAGGUUUGGCAUAAGUCAUGUGAAUAGUUUUAUGAGGAACUCAAUGCCCACUACUGUCGCUAAGAUUGAAGACAUUAAUUACAUAAAAGUGUCCAAAAGUGAUGACCUCUUCUAUAGUCUUGAAGUGCAACUCAAGCCAUACACCAGCGAUGGUAUGAGUACUUCACUUCAGUCUCCACUGCGCUUUGAUCUCGAGGACAGGGAUGCGGAAGAGUUUGUGCUUAUGAUCAGAGGAUAUCACCGGUUAUUCAAUAAAUACGAUAACAAUUGCAACGAUAAAGAAUUGCCAGUUUUGUGGGACAUACCCGAGGAGUGGUGGAAUGAUUCCGCUCCGAGUUAUUGUGGUUUCCAUACCGUACGCGAAGCCCAAUGGAGUUACGUUACCAACGACUCAGUCAGAGAAAUAGACUUAUCUAUACCUCCGCCCCGUUAUAUGCCUUCCGAUUCCCAACACUCCGAUCACAAUCACCACAAUAUUCAGUCAUCUUUAGACUCAAGUUAUGCAUCAGUCGAUCACAAUAUGAACCAAAGCGUUAACUCCAAUGGCAUUGAUUUGCCAUCACUUGUGUCGAUGGAAAUACUCGAAUCUCAGGCCACAGACGUCGGCCUCAAAAGCGAUGAUAUCAUGCAAAGGGUGUCCGAAAUGAACCAAAUAGUGGCCGACGCUCAGCACUAUUUGGCCGAUGAAGUACUCAAUGAGACCAAAGAGACGGACAAUAAGACGACGACAGAGACCGCGGCAGAGAAGAAGACUGUGGAGACCAAUUGGGACCAAACACAACGACUCCAACCCACAGAUUCUCUGCUGCUGUUAACGCAAGUGAAUGGAGACACGAAUGGAAGCGCUAAUGACAAACAAAACGCGAGGGAUGUCAUUAACGGCGAGCUGUCAGCCAAUGAGAGCGACACCGAUAGUCUUAUGAGUCCUAAUGAGAGUCCUUUGCAUCGCAUAAGCAUUGAGAACAGUAUGAAUGCAUUGCAGUUAACGAAUGGCGGCGUCUCUGUCAACGGCGGGGCGUCCGGCGGUCCGCGGCCUCAGACCACAAGUUUUGGUUUACACAGUCCUGACGUCUACCCAAACCUGAGUCGCGCCGAACAGAAUCUCAUCGAAAGUAUACAACAAUUGAAGUCUGAGACCGAUCUGAAGCUCAAUUUCCCGAAAGAUAUUUGCCUCGACUCUGAAUUGAUUGAUUUGACGGCUUUCCCGCCGCCCGACACACCCGACGAACUCGAGUUUAUCGACUCUUCAAUGGGUUUUCCCGCCGCUGAAGACCCACCCACGCCUUAUAAGGAGGACAUAGACUUUACUCACUUUACGACCGAUGACUCGGCGCGAGUUGUGGCCGAAUUGGACGACUUGUGCGAUACUCUGUCCGAAAUGCAAUCGACGGCAAGCGAUCGCAAUUCUAAUACGAGUCAACCCUUGCAUUAUAGUCCUCAAGAUAUCGACGAUUUCAUUGAGUCAAUGACUGUAAAGCCUCCGCCGCCGGACACACACCAGAUGGCUAACGACGAGCAGUACUUGUCCUCAUUUAUAAUCCCUCCGCCGCCGAGCGCUUCUCCAUCGAUGACCAGAGCGCAGGACGACGUGAUUGCAAAGUUCUGGAGAGUGACCGACGAUAUCAGGAAAAUGUGCACAAAUGAUGACAUUAGUCCUCGCCUUUUCAAGCGUGAGGUUCACAGCAGUAGUUCGGGUGAAUCGGGAUAUGACUCGGCGUUCCCUUCGGCCUCCUUUUCCGUGUCGACCAACGAGUGGCCAGUAUUUGUAGAGAACGGCUCUCCAAAGCUCUCUCUCCCGACUGUGAUUGAAGUGAACGUCUCGUCAGAAAGCGAUAACUGUUUGAAUACAAAACAACACUUCAGCACAAAAUCAGAUAACAUCUCAAACGAAAGCAAUAGUUGCGAAGAUCUGCGGAUAACCAGAGAAUUUGGUCAACAAAUGAAUGGUUCAAAUCACUCGUCACCCAAAGGGUCGCCUCAUUUCUCGCGCUCCCACUCCUGGAGUACACUACCCGUCAACACUUCGUCAACGCCUCCGUCGACCACCAAAUGCACAAAACCUCCGAUACCUCCCUGUUCUCCAUCCAUACAAGAGAAGAGAAGACAAAUGGCCAUUAAGUCCAACACCAGUCCCAAACACCACCGAAGCUCUAAACACAGUCAUCAUCACAACCACAACCACAACGGCUACCAUUCAAUAGUCGAGAAUAUAAUGCCGGACCCAAUGAUGAACGGAAUGAACGGCUGUUCGGCCGCCGAAGCGGUGCGACAACAGACGGAUGAGAUCUUUUGUCAAUCGCAGCGCGACAUCGAUGUACUUCUGGCGCGUCUCGAAGAGGUUCACGAGAAGAAACUCACUUCUAGUCAAGUGUUUGAAUGCACCGAAAAUGACUUUAUGGCCGCCAAAGAGGCACUGGUGACCGAAUCCAGACAUUUCGUGACCGCUUCCAAGCUGUUCGUCAAGUGCGCCACCGAAGCAUCGCCUCAGCUCUUGGAAUAUCUGUUGGAUUGCGUGACACUUCUGGAGCGCAUGUAUAGCGUGGGAGAGAUUGUCUUAUUGAAUAUGGAAUCUCAGGCACAGAUCACAUGUCUUGUGGACCGACUCAAAGAAGUUGCCGCCACUUACGCCUACACUGUGGACACUGUUCACAAACUACAUGAUAACGUGUGUUCGCCGUCGACCAGUCCUUAUAUGGGACUCCUUAUGAAUCACGCGACCAGUUUAGCCACUUCUUUGAGUGCACUCAUGAGGACACUCAGGGCUAUGAAUAUCUAACACGUUAUGAAACAAAUAAAGUUAUAAAAUGAUUAAUUAAUAUAAAUAUUGUGUAGUAAUGGUUGUGUCCAACAGUUACUAACCGUUUAGCGACCAAUAAUUGAUUUAAAAAUGUUAUUUUGUGCCACAAAUACAGAUA